Molecule: messenger RNA, 2058 nt
Organism: Fraxinus pennsylvanica
Lineage: Eukaryota; Viridiplantae; Streptophyta; Magnoliopsida; Lamiales; Oleaceae
Source: the annotation of a GenBank genome assembly
AUGACCGAGAAAUGCUACACAGCACCCGGAAACAAAAUGGAUAUACCAACAAAAACUCACCUUUAUUCAGGGGAUGGAAAAGUUUUCCCUAGCCAAAUUAAAAGUAAGUAUACUGCUGACGAGGUAUUCGUAGAUAAACGUCGAAGAAUUGGGAACAUGAAAAUGCCAGCGAAUGCUGGGACAAGAACACUAACCAGGCAAGCAUUUUCAGUAGUUAAUGGGGGUCAAGGUGUGUCCCAGACUUCUGGGCCACCCAGCACUGCCGGUUCUGAUAGUGGGGUAAUUGAGUUCACCAAAGAGGAUGUGGAGACAUUACUCCAUGAGAAGCUCAAAGUUAAGAACAAAUUCAACUACAAGGAAAAAAGUGAGCAAAUGGCCGAGUGCAUAAAAAAGCUCAAACAAUGCAUCAGGUGGUUCCAACAGCAAGAAGUAAAUUUUAUUACGGAACAGGAGAAACUUAAGAAUUUACUGGAAGCAGCAGAGAAGAAAUGCAAUGAUAUGGAUGAGGCCAUCAAACAGAAGGAAGCACUAGGAAAUGAAGUUGUAUGCUUGAGGGGUGAUUUGCAACAAGUAAGAGAUGACCGUGACUGCCAGUUGUUACGAAUUCAGACUCUAUCAGCUGAAGUAGAAAGAUAUAAAGAGUGCACUGGAAAAUCUUUUGUGGAAUUAGAUAACCUGACUUUAAAAUCAAAUGAGCUGGAGUCAACAUGUUUAUCUCAAAGUGAGCAAAUAAGACGACUGCAGGAGCAGCUAGCUUUUGCAGAAAAGAAAUUGCAGCUGUCUGAUGUAUCAACAAUGGAGACAAAGAGUCAAUUUGAGGAGCAAAAAGCAUUCCUUCUUGAGUUACAGAAUCGUGUGGUUGAUGCAGAACUAAAAAUUGUAGAAGGAGAGAAGGUUCGGAAGAAAUUACACAACACUAUACUGGAGUUAAAAGGGAAUAUCCGUGUUUUCUGUAGAGUAAGACCUCUAUUGUCUGAUGAUGGGGUUGGAACUGAUGCUAAAGUUAUCUCAUUCCCUACAGCAAUGGAAGCACUCGAUCGAGGAAUUGAUUUGAUGCAAAAUGGACAAAAGCACUCUUUCACUUUUGACAAAGUGUUUACACCUGAAGCCUCCCAAGAAGAUGUAUUUGUUGAGAUUUCACAGCUUGUUCAAAGUGCACUUGAUGGUUACAAGGUUUGUAUCUUCGCUUAUGGACAAACUGGUUCUGGCAAGACAUUUACAAUGAUGGGCAAGCCAGGUAUACCUGAUCAGAAAGGUUUGAUUCCACGAUCCUUAGAACAGGUGUUUGAGACCCGGCAAACUCUUCAAUCACAAGGAUGGAAAUAUGAAAUGCAGGUGUCAAUGCUUGAAAUAUACAACGAAACAAUACGAGACUUAUUAGCAACAAAUCGAUUGGGGUUUGAUGCACCCCGGGCAGAGAACAUGGGAAAGCAAUAUGUUAUAAAACAUGAUGCCAAUGGAAACACUCAUGUUUCUGAUCUUACAGUUGUUGAUGUUCACAGUAGCAAGGAGGUCUCAUAUCUUUUAGAGCAGGCAGCACAUAGCAGAUCCGUUGGCAAGACUCAAAUGAAUGAACAGUCUUCAAGGAGCCAUUUUGUUUUUACGCUACGAAUAUUUGGCGUUAAUGAGGGCACUGAUCAACAAGUGCAAGGUAUCCUCAAUCUAAUUGACCUUGCUGGUAGUGAGCGUCUCUCUAAGAGUGGAUCUACAGGAGACCGUCUAAAAGAAACUCAGGCUAUCAACAAGAGUUUGUCAUCACUAAGUGAUGUUAUAUUUGCCUUGGCCAAGAAGGAGGAGCAUGUGCCAUUUAGGAACUCAAAGCUAACCUAUCUUCUUCAGGUUGUAUUGCCACUUGAAUGGGUCAAGACUACUGGACUGCCUUGUUUAGGUGGAGAUUCAAAGACGCUGAUGUUUGUCAACAUUUCACCUGACCCUUCAUCCGUUGGUGAAUCACUUUGUUCACUACGGUUUGCAGCACGUGUAAAUGCUUGUGAGAUUGGUAUCCCCAGGCGCCAAACCAACCUCAGAUCAACGGAUUCUCGCCUUAGCAUUGGCUGA